AUGUCUAUGCAACAUCCGUCUUCAUCUUGUAGUUGCAAUGAGUGUCGAAAGCAAAUUCACUGUGUGAGCUCUCAUGGAUAUGGUGGGUGGAGCAGGAAGGAGGCGUCACUGAGUUGCCAUUGUGGAGAGAAGUGUGUGCUGAGGACUGCAAAAACCACUAAGAAUCGAGGGAGACAAUUCUGGGGUUGCCCUAGGUAUAAGGUUGGAUCUGAAACUGUUGGAUGCAACUACUUCAGAUGGUUAGCUGAUUGCGGUCAUGACGAAAGUGUUAGCUGUGAGGUGUUGGAAGCAAAUGAUCAGAGGUUGGUGAAGAAUUUUGAAAAUGAAAGUGAUAACAAGAUAGUUGGACGAAAGGUGGAGGAAAAGUUUGUAGCUGUGCAGAAAGCCGUGAUGGGUGUUGAAAGGUGGACAAAAAUUUUGGUCCAUGUUGUUAGUGUUUUAUGUGUAAUGAACAUCAUUGUAAUUGCAAUGUUCUUGGGAAGGACAUGA
Vigna radiata var. radiata (mung bean) is the source of this 489-nucleotide messenger RNA. RefSeq lists its product as uncharacterized. The transcript has a single exon. The record is from RefSeq and is a predicted model, not a curated record. Gene Ontology annotation, molecular function: zinc ion binding. Lineage: Eukaryota; Viridiplantae; Streptophyta; Magnoliopsida; Fabales; Fabaceae. Bases 1 to 489 code for a protein of 162 amino acids.